This is a messenger RNA of Hypanus sabinus (Atlantic stingray), 2615 nucleotides long. RefSeq names its product zinc finger protein 235-like. Gene Ontology annotation, molecular function: DNA-binding transcription factor activity, RNA polymerase II-specific; RNA polymerase II cis-regulatory region sequence-specific DNA binding. The record is from RefSeq and is a predicted model, not a curated record. Lineage: Eukaryota; Metazoa; Chordata; Chondrichthyes; Myliobatiformes; Dasyatidae. Bases 954 to 2093 code for a protein of 379 amino acids. The transcript is spliced from 5 exons. Gene Ontology annotation, biological process: central nervous system development; regulation of transcription by RNA polymerase II. Gene Ontology annotation, cellular component: nucleus.
ACGGGAAUGGUGGUGUGGUUUGUCGUCCUUUGUGAAAGCCGGACGUUGGUGGGACGGGAUCGGGAGCGGGAGGGGGUCCUCACCCCAUGGGACGGGGAGUCAGGACGGAUAAUUCUCUGCGGAGCGGUACCAACAAUUUCCCUUCGUUAGAUCUGUGGUGAGAGAUUUAUUGGAAGAGAAACCCCAACUGCAGGCAAACCACGGCCGAAGACGAGGGAACAGCAACAUGCGAACCAGCCCAAGGACUGACAGCGUCAACUGGAGAGAACAACUCUGAAUCCCAUUGAUUCAGUCAGGAGAAAGUUUGAGAAACAACCGAGGACAGUGCUGACUUCUCAGUGGGAGAUGAACCCAGAUUCUACAGAAUUGAGGCAAAGCGGCAUCAACUUCAUCGACUCUGUACAGAUUACAAAGGUUUGCUGUCUUAAGGCAAAUUAGCAUGGAUAAAGCACCAGCUCCUGACAAGUUUUUCCCUAGGACCCUGCAGAAGAUAAGUGCAGAACUCGCUGGGGCCCAAGCACAGAUAUUUAAAUCAUCUUGAAUGACAGGUAAAAAACGAGAAGGAAUUUGUCUCCGGGAAUCUGGAACACGACAUGCCAGUUUUGCUGUCGCUGUCUAGAUAUUUUAAAAGUGUAGCAAGGAAUUCAAUCGACCAUUCUUCCUGCUCAGACUGUGGGGAGGGAUUCACUCAAUCAUCUGACAUAUUAGCACGCCCGUCAUUUUUCACAGGGGAGGACGUUCAACUGCUCAGACAGUGGGAGGGGAUUCACUCAGUCAUCUCAACUGAAGGUACAUCAGCAAGUUCACACUGGACAAGACCAUUCACCUGUUCUGUGGGUGAGAAGGAAUUAAGUUGGGCAUCCCACCUAUGAACACACCAAUCAGUUCACACUGGGCAGAGGCUGGUCAUCUGCUGAAUUUGUGGGCAAGGAUUCACUCGGUCAUCUGAACAAAUGGCUCACCAGCGAGUUCACACCAGGGAGCAGCCAUUCUUCUGCCUCGACUGUGGGAAGGGAUUCACUCAGGCAUCUCACAUACUGAGACACCAGUCAGUUCACACUGCAGAGAGGGAUUUCACCUGCUCAGAUUGUGGGAAGAGAUUCCCUCACUCUUCCACUCUACAGAGACACCAGUCAGUUCACACUGGGGAGAGGCCAUUCACCUGCUCAGACUGUGGGAAGAGAUUCACUCAAUCAUCCAACCUACAGAGUCACCAGCGAAUUCACACUGGGGAGAGGCCAUUCACCUGCUCAGACUGUGGGAAAGGAUUCACUUUGUCAUCUCACCUCAUGACACACCAGUCAGUUCACACUGGGGAAAGGCCGUUCACCUGCUCAAUCUGUGGGAAGAGAUUUACUCAGUCAUCCACCCUACAGAGACACCAGCGAGUUCACACUGGGGAGAAGCCAUUCACCUGCUCAGAGUGUGGGAAGAGAUUCACUCAGUCAUCCACCCUACAGAGACACCAGUCAGUUCACACUAGGGAGAGGGAUUUCACCUGCUCAGUCUGUGGGAAGAGAUUCCCUCUCUCUUCUACACUACAGAGACACCAGCGAGUUCACACUGGGGAGAGGCCAUUCACCUGCUCAGACUGUGGGAAAAGAUUCACUUCAUCAUCUCACCUACUGACGCACCAGUCCAUUCACACCGGGGAGAGGCCGUUCAACUGCUCAAUCUGUGGGAAGAGAUUCACUCAGUCAUCCACCCUACAGAGUCACCAGAGAGCUCAUGCUGGGGAGAAGCCGUUCACCUGCUCAGACUGUGGGAAGAAAUUCACCCAGUCGUCCACCCUACAGAGUCACCAACGAGUUCACACUGGGGAGAAGCCGUUCACCUGCUCAGUCUGUGGGAAGAGAUUCACUCAGUCAUCCAACCUACAGAGUCACCAGCGAGUUCAUACUGGGGAGAAGCCGUUCACCUGCUCAGAAUGUGGGAGGGCAUUCACUCAGUCAUCGAACUUACAGAGACACCAGUCAGUUCACAAUGGGGAGAAGCCAUUCAUCUGUUCAGAAUGUGGGAAGGGAUUCACGGACUCAUCCCAACUACUGGCACACAAGUCAGUUCACAUGGGAGAGGCCGUGCACCUGCUGUGAAUGUGGAAAAGGAUUCAUGCAGUCACAUCAUCUACAGAGACACCAACAAGUUCACACUGGGGGAGACUGUGGAAAGGGAUUCACCUGAUCAUCUGACCUGUUGGCACACUAGUCAGUUCACAGUGGGGAGUGGCGGUUCACUGUCCAGAAUGUGGGAAGGGAUUAUCUUGGUCAUCUGAUCUGCUGGUACACCAGUCAGUUCACAUUGGGGAUAGGCCAGUCAUCUGCUGUGAAUGUGGGGAGGGAUUCACUCAGUAAUCUAACCUUGUAGCACACUACUGGGUUCACUCUGGGGAGAAAGUUUCAAUAAGAUGCAAUAUUUGUCCAACACCAUUGCGGAAUGCAAUUUCGAGAGAGACUAUCGUUGCUGAAUUCUGCAAUUAUUGCUGAUGCUCACCACACCCAGUUCUGCAGUCUGGUUACUGGGCAUGGGAGGAGUUUCUUCUGCUGCAUAUUCGCCUUUUAAAGGGACUUGAGUUUAAUAUUUUGGAUCUGAGACAAAUAAAUCAGUUCUAUUUUGAA